CGCAGCCUUUGUCUGGUCGUAAUAAUGGCUCUGCUAUCCCCACAACUGCGCAAGCAGUACAACGUCAGAACUCCCAGAGGCCGCCAACUGCUCCUCACGCAAAGCCUCGAUGUCUUUCGAAACGUCCUCCUCGCUCUGUUCAUAAUUCGAUUGGCUCGAUCGACGUGGUGGAGACUGCGUGGUUAUGGCAUCUUCGCCUCCAUUAAACAGCUAUAUGGCCAUAUCUACCGCAGACUCUAUGCACUCUUUCUGCGCCUGCCUUUUGUACAGGCCAAGGUCCAGGCCGACGUGAAGAAAGCAAUCACAGAUAUCGAGAAAAAGCUGGUGCCUUCCGGUCCAGGUGUCAUCAAUUACAAAGCACUGCCAGCUCAAGGAUGGACGCCCGAGCAAGUACGCGCAGAGCUGGAGAAGCUGGGCGAGAUGGAGCAUACAAGAUGGGAAGAUGGAAGGGUCAGCGGUGCGGUGUAUCAUGGCGGUGAUGAGCUUGCAGGGUUGCAGAGCGAUGCCUUCAAGCGCUUCGGCGUGAGCAAUCCAAUCCACCCAGACGUCUUUCCAGGUGUGCGAAAGAUGGAGGCAGAAGUUGUCGCUAUGACUUUGGCCCUCUUCAAUGCGCCUGAUGCAGGAGCGGGCGUGACCACCAGUGGAGGGACAGAGAGUAUAUUGAUGGCGUGUCUAGCAGCACGACAAAAGGCAUUUUUUGAGCGAGGCGUGACUGAGCCUGAGAUGAUCCUUCCGAACACUGCACACACUGCCUUCCGAAAAGCUGGCGAUUACUUCAAGAUCAAGAUGCACUUGGUGCCUUGCCCUGAGCCCAGCUAUCGUGUUCACAUACCUUCUGUGCGCCGGCUGAUCAAUCCAAAUACCAUACUGCUGGUGGGAUCGGCUCCAAACUUCCCUCACGGCAUUGUUGACGACAUUCCUGCUCUAUCUCGACUGGCUCUGAAGCACAAGCUUCCACUACACGUAGAUUGCUGUCUAGGAUCUUUCGUGAUAGCUUUCCUCGCAAAGGCUGGCUUCCCGUCUCCAGACUUCGACUUUCGCGUGCCAGGAGUUACAUCGAUCAGCGUCGACACCCACAAGUACGGCUUUGCUCCUAAAGGCAACAGCGUGGUACUCUAUCGGACUGCAAAGCUUCGAAAGUACCAGUACUACAUAUGUCCAGACUGGUCAGGCGGCGUCUACGCGUCACCUAACAUUGCUGGUUCAAGACCAGGCGCAUUGAUUGCCGGUUGCUGGGCAUCGCUCAUGCGCAUGGGUGAGGAUGGCUAUCUUGACACCUGUCUGAAAAUCGUUAGUGCUGCGAAGCAGAUUGAAUACGCCAUUAGAACUUCGGACAGACUUCGCCAGAGCAUUCAAGUCAUCGGCAAGCCGAUGGUCUCAGUCGUGGCAUUCAAGGCUGCGCCAAAUCACAAAUCGCCAAGUUUGCUGGUCGACAUCUAUGACAUUGCUGAUGCCAUGUCUGCAAAAGGUUGGCAUCUAAAUGCUUUGCAAGAUCCACCUGCGAUUCACGUUGCUGUCACUGUCCCAAUCGUGAACGCAGUCGAUCAGCUUGUCAAAGACCUGGAGGACGUAGUGGAAGCUUGCAAAGGACACGCAAGCACCAAAAAGGGCGAUGCAGCGGCGCUGUAUGGUGUCGCCGGCAGUAUACCGGAUAAGAGCAUAGUAAGAGACCUCGCGAGUGGGUUUCUAGAUACUUUGUACAAGGCUUGAAUACCUGAGACAAAGCUUCAUCAGGGAGCGGACGGCCUUCUGCGUACUGAUCCGGCAAGCGCUGGCCAUACCUCCAUCUUGCACCAGCUGGGAACAGCGCAGACUUAAGAAGAGGACGGCCUUAGGGUUACCUGAACCAGGCUGUUGGGGUCACCUCAGUCAGGCUAAGGCGGCUAAGCCUCUAUAUCGCUUCUCAAGCUUUUGAGGCGUCCAUCAUCUCCACAGCUUCUGCAAUCCUUCGGGCUUCUGAAUUCUCCACUUGUGGUUCCACCACGCACCCAACUUUUAAUGUGGUAGACUCGUAGGAGAAUGCAGAGUGCUCAAAGUUGCUUGACCUGACAGGUCACUUGUGAGCAAACUCGUACUGAAUCACGCGGCGACGGCAUUUAUGUGGAGAAGCAUGCUACAUAGUUGGGGCCGUACAGCUGAAACUUGACAGCGUCGAGAGAAGCACGACUGGGACAUGGCGCGCCGAAGGAUCACGUCUGUCCUGUAUCCAUUUCUGGAACACCUUUGCGAAAGUGUCGAUUUGUUAGUGCGGACACACCAGCGAUUCAUGGCCGCAUGGCGUACGGCCUCAAAGUACGUGCGGCGAUAUUGGGACGCCUCGAGCACGCCUCACGCGGUCCCUCAAUGUGAUUCCUAUCCCAACGUGCCUCAGCUGAAUGAUCGCCAGCACUGAUAGUUUUAAGGCAUACCAAUUCUAGACUCAUUAAGU
Molecule: messenger RNA, 2428 nt
Organism: Pseudocercospora fijiensis CIRAD86
Lineage: Eukaryota; Fungi; Ascomycota; Dothideomycetes; Mycosphaerellales; Mycosphaerellaceae
Exons: 1
Coding region: 25-1710 (561 amino acids)
Biological process (GO): carboxylic acid metabolic process; sphingolipid catabolic process
Cellular component (GO): endoplasmic reticulum
Molecular function (GO): sphinganine-1-phosphate aldolase activity; pyridoxal phosphate binding
Source: RefSeq, a predicted model, not a curated record